AUGCUGCCGGCGGCUGCUCGCCCCCUAUGGGGGCCCUGUCUAGGGCUUAGGGGCGCCGCGCUCCGCUUCGCCAGGCAACAGGUUCCACGUGUCAGCGCCGUGCGGCUGAUGCGAUGCAGCAGCCAUCGGAGGGGAGAGGCCCUCGCCGGUGCACCCCUAGACAACGCCCCCAAGGAGUACCCCCCCAAGAUCCAGCAGCUGGUCCAGGACAUUGCCAGCCUCACGCUCCUGGAGAUCUCAGACCUCAAUGAGCUCCUGAAGAAAACACUCAAGAUCCAGGAUGUGGGGCUCAUGCCCAUGGGGGGCGCCAUGCCCGCUGCCGCCCCCGCCGCUGCCGCCCCGGAGGCGGUGGAGGAAGACAUCCCCAAGCAGAAGGAGCAGACGCACUUCACCGUCCGCCUGACGGAGGCGAAGCCGGUGGACAAGGUGAAGCUCAUCAAGGAGAUCAAGAACUACGUCCAGGGCAUCAACCUGGUGCAGGCGAAGAAGCUGGUGGAGUCGCUGCCCCAGGAGAUCAAGGCCAACGUCGCCAAGGCCGAGGCGGAGAAGAUCAAGGCGGCGCUGGAGGCGGUGGGCGGCACGGUGGUCCUGGAGUAG
Pipistrellus nathusii (Nathusius's pipistrelle) is the source of this 597-nucleotide messenger RNA. NCBI's taxonomy places the organism in Eukaryota, Metazoa, Chordata, Mammalia, Chiroptera, Vespertilionidae. The record is from the annotation of a GenBank genome assembly.